Molecule: messenger RNA, 1228 nt
Organism: Papaver somniferum (opium poppy)
Lineage: Eukaryota; Viridiplantae; Streptophyta; Magnoliopsida; Ranunculales; Papaveraceae
Product: probable E3 ubiquitin-protein ligase RHY1A
Exons: 4
Coding region: 145-987 (280 amino acids)
Source: RefSeq, a predicted model, not a curated record
GGUCCGCCUCCCAUAUUCAGACACACAGCACUUCAUUUUUCCAGUUGAAAAACAAAAAAAAUUCUUAUAAGCGUCGCUCUCUCGUCGAACUCAAAAUUUUCUCACAAACAAAUUUCUACGAAGCUACUUGGUCUUUGAAGUUGCAUGACGAGCGCAUCGGAGUUAUUUUAUAGCAGGAGGUCUCGUUUAGGACGUGAAGAAACUGAAUUAGGAUUUGGUUCUUCUUUAUCUUCUCCUCUUGAUAGAAAUUAUCACUUGAAUCAUGGCCGUCGGAGAUAUCAUUAUCGUCAACAACAACAGCGUCGUGAUACCACCGAACAUCGACCUCCACACUUGAGGCAGCAUCUCUGCGAUCGUGAACAUGAUUCAAUUCGAACUGAAAAUGCUACCAGUCAACCAGGUACAAGAAACAGUAGAAGCAUCGAAGUUUUGCAUAAUAGACCCAAUCGGCUGACUUCUCCUCACAGUGAUCAAUUACCUGGAGCAGUACUACUAGCCAGGGAAAGGCUUGUUGAGAGACUUAGAGGUGUAUCCAUCGCAGCGAACAGACAAAAUAACAGGCUUUCAUCUUGGAUUUCUUUGGAUGAGUCCUCCUACCCUGAUGACUUAAGGCACACUGAUGCAGCGGAUUGGGAUAUUCAAACAUCAAGGGAGCGGUUAGCUGAAGUCAGUAACCUGUUUCCCGACUCAUCUACCCGAUCAUCAUCAGUACAAGUUUCAAAAUCAAAGACGGCGACAGGACUCAGCUCAGAAGAGGUGGAUAGUCUACCACAAGAAUUUUUCAGCACUGAAGUAGAAUCUGAAGUUAUUUCAGAAGCAGUAGAGUGUAGUAUAUGUCUUGAGAAGUUUGGGGAGGGUGACAAGUUAAUUUGCCUGCCUUGUAGGCAUCGCUUCCACUUGGCAUGUUUAAAUCCAUGGGUUCGGAAAUGUGGAGACUGCCCAUAUUGCCGAACACCUAUAGGUCAUCAUCAUAAACCAAUAAAUUAAGUACCAUCCAGUUCUUUCUGAAAUGUUGUAGUACUACUUUUAACUAAUUUCUUCCCCCUUGGACAGUUUGGUAGUUGUGAGAUGUCAGCUUAUUUAACCGUUGUUUGUGUGAUGUGUAUAAUAAGAAGCUGGCACUUCACUGAUUUUCCUUGUUCUAGGUUCAGCUUUGAUUAGAGUUGUCUUGGAAAAUUCUCUCUGGUGGGGUUGUGGAAUCUAAUGGUAAGAGUUACGUGAUUGUGAA